This is a messenger RNA of Eriocheir sinensis (Chinese mitten crab), 3756 nucleotides long. It is a transcript of the gene Naprt, whose product is annotated as nicotinate phosphoribosyltransferase-like. Gene Ontology annotation, biological process: NAD+ biosynthetic process. The record is from RefSeq and is a predicted model, not a curated record. Lineage: Eukaryota; Metazoa; Arthropoda; Malacostraca; Decapoda; Varunidae. Gene Ontology annotation, molecular function: nicotinate phosphoribosyltransferase activity. The transcript has 14 exons. The coding region runs from base 65 to 1723 and encodes 552 amino acids.
GGAGUCUACCUGUACUAGUCCUGUAACUCAUAUUUAACAAUCAAGAUUCCGCACCCUGUCAACCAUGAUCAACCGGGUAGAGACCGCCUCUGAUCGCAUUCGUAACAGCAACUCCCAGAAUGGUGUCAUCCAGCCUCUGCUCACAGACAUGUACCAGAUCAGUAUGGCCUAUGCGUACUGGAAGUCUGGCAAACAUGGCGAUACUGCAGUGUUCGAUCUCUUCUUCCGUAAAAACCCAUUCCAAGGAGAGUUCACCAUCUUCGCUGGACUGCAAGAGUGUCUCACCUUUGUGCAGAAUUUUCAUUAUUCCGAAUCAGACAUAGACUACCUGCGUGAGAAUUUGCCGCCCUCAGUAGAGCCUGAAUAUUUUGAGUUCCUGGCAAACUUAACAGCCGAUGAGGUCACAAUGUAUGCAGUGGAUGAGGGCAAGGUGGUGUUCCCCAGGGUGCCAUUGCUGGUGUUGGAAGGUCCCCUCAUUGUAAUCCAGCUCCUUGAAACCACCUUGCUGAACUUGGUCAACUAUGCCAGCCUGGUGGCCACGAAUGCAGCCCGCUUCCGCAUGGCUGCUGGGCGCAAGAUGAAGCUGCUCGAAUUUGGUCUGAGGAGGGCACAAGGUCCUGAUGGAGGGCUAUCCGCCUCAAAGUAUGCCUACUUGGGAGGGUUUGAUGGAACGAGCAACGUACUGGCAGGCAAGCUGUACAACAUUCCAGUGAAGGGCACUCACGCUCACUCCUACAUCUCAUCCUUCUCCUCUCUUGAAGACCUACAUGUUGAGACCCUGAGGCACAAGGAGACAGGAGAGGAACUGAGUCUUAAGGAUGCAUCCCUGAAGUGGAGGACCCAAAUAGCUAGCACACUACAAAUUCUACAGUCUGAAGCAUCGGACGGGGAGCUGGCGGCAUAUAUCUCAUUUGCCAUUGCAUUUCCGAGCGGAUUCAUCGCUCUUGUGGACACCUAUGAUGUGUUGAGAAGUGGCAUCUUAAAUUUUUGUGCUGUUGCUCUGGGCCUGCACGACCUUGGCUACCGUGCUCUUGGCAUACGAAUCGACUCUGGAGACCUGGCCUACUUGAGCUGUGUGGCCCGGUCAUCAUUCGCAACUGUGGCCAAGGAAUAUGACCUGGAUUGGUUUGAAAACGUUCAGAUUGUUGCAAGCAAUGACAUCAAUGAGGAGACUAUUAUCAGCCUCAAUGAGCAGGGCCAUAAGAUUGAUUGCUUUGGCAUCGGAACACACCUUGUCACAUGUCAGAGGCAGCCUGCCCUUGGGUGUGUCUUCAAGCUCGUGGAGAUCAACGGUGAAGCCAAGAUCAAACUCUCGCAGGACAUGGAAAAGGUUACUUGUCCAGGGAAGAAGAGUGUUUACCGCCUAUAUGGGGCUGACGGUCACGCGCUCAUUGACCUGAUGCAUCGCACGUCAGAGGCAGCGCCCCAGUGUGGGAGUCGAGUGCUUUGUCGCCAUCCUUUCCAGGAGAGCAAGAGGGCCUAUGUUAGCCCAACCAAAGUGGAGCUUCUGCAUAAGCUGUACUGGCAUGAAGGGAAAGUGCAGCAACCCCUCCCUGACCUUGAAGAGAUCCGUCAGCAGGUUAUUGCCUCCCUGGACACUCUACGGCAAGACCACCGCAGGAACCUCAACCCUACGCCUUACAAGGUUGGGGUUACUGACGACCUCUAUAACUUCUUGCAUGAAUUGUGGCUCCAAAAUGCACCCAUUGGAGAGCUCUUCUGAACUUGCACUGCCCUGCCGUCCCCCUGGAGGUUAUCUGCAGCUAUACCAAAAGGGUCAUCACCAGUCAGCUGCUACCACAUACUAGACGCUACUUGAAACCAUAUGUUAUGAGACACAGUAGCCACCAAAGCUACAACAGAGAGAAUCAUUUUAGUUGUACUUGCACACAUGUAUAACGUUUAGGGAGGCGGUGGCUGAAUGGAUAGUGUGACGGCGCCGCGUUCAGGACAACACGAGUUCAAUCCCCGCCCGGUGCCACCAAGCUGGGAUUUUUCAGCCGCCGCCGAGUGGCUUAAAACUACCCACAUGCUGUCCAGAAGACCACCUAUCAACCCGGACUCUAGAUUCUAGGAUUAAAGAUGAGCUCCGGGAGGGCAGCAUGAGCCAAUGCAAGAUGGCGCCACUAUAAACACUCGCCUGCACCAGAACGGGCUGGGCCAACCAUCAGGACCCACCGGGAAGAAGCCUUGGGCCGACCAUCAGGAUCCACCGGGAAGAAGCCUACCAGCGCAAUAGUCCUCGACAUAAAAAAAUAAAAUAAAAUAAAAUAACAUGCUUUUUAACCAAAAUUUCAACUGAAGCAUCAUACAGAUCAGCACAAGCAUGAAGCCAGAUCAAUCACAUCACAGGGGUACAGCUCUUGGACAUGAUGGCACACAUUGGUGAUUCAGCAGAUAUAAGCCUGAGGUAAGUAUUCUGCAUUCUCAUAAGGCAGAAUCCUUUGAAAAGUGAGUUACAACCCAAGUCAUAGGAUAGACUGCCUAACUUAACCCAGUAGCAGCGGGGAUCAUGUUUCUUAAUGGUCCCUCCAAGCGAGAAAAAUGAGAAAAAAUCACCCCUCACACAAACCAUUUCAUAAUACAUAUAUCAAAGCAUUUGUGAUCAGAUUAUGUAUCAUCUAUUUUGGGGGGUUUGUAUCAUGGGACAAAUUUGGCCCGUCGCUGCUACACAGUAAAGCCACAAAUUUGGCCCGUUGCUGCCACACGGUAAAGCCACAAAUUUGCCCCGUCAAUGCUACACGGUAAAGCCACAAAUUUGGCCCGUCGUUGCUACCGGGUUAAGUGUUUGAGGUGAGAUCUCGGUACCAAAUCGAAAAUUAAAAUGUUAUAAAAUUUAUGAGAAGCUUAUUGCAAAAAAAUUAUACUCUGCUGUCAUAUAUCUUUCUGAUAAUAUAUACAUACAGGGCUAUCAGAUUAGAAAUAUAAAAAUAUCAAAUUUAUGAGAAGCUUAUUGCAAAUAUUAUACUCUGCCAUAAUGUAUUUUUCAGGUAAUAUUUACAUAAAAAUAAAAUAUAUAUGAUAUUAUGUGAAUGCAUGAUGGAAGGCAAAGUACCUGACCCUUUCACUGAACAUUCUUGGAAGUAAGAUACGCACACACUAAGUACAUACAGUCAUCCCUCAAAUAGUAAGCUUUCCAAUAGUUUUAGGAGCAGCGAGUAGCGGGCUUUUUUUUUAUUAAUGUUUACUUUUUUGUGCCCUUGAGCUGUCUCCUUUGCUGUAAAAAAAAAAAAAAAAAAAAAAAAAAAAAGUUUGGUUUUGGUUUUAUGUGGGUUGUCAUUGAAGAUUUUUUUAGGAUUUUUGGAUUUUCCGACGAGCGGGAAAUUUUAAAAUCCUAAAAAGAUCUUCAAUAACAAUCCAUAUUAAACUGAAACCGAGCUAUUGGAAACCGUACUAUUUGAGGGACGACUCUACAAUGACUGACAUUUCAACGGACCCACCAAAGGACAUUUUAACAUCAUGUGAUUUUUCAGUAAUAUUAACUGUUCGCUUUUUGUCACAUGUCUGUUUUACUUUAACUUGGUAUCAGCGGGGAUCAUGUUUCUUAAUGGUUCCUCCAAGUGAGAAAAAUGAGAAAAAAAUCAUCACUCACACAAACCAUUUCAUAAUAUAUAUCAAAGCAUUUGUGAUCAGAUUAUGUAUCAUCUAUUUUGGGGGGCUUAUAUCAUGGCACAAAUUUGGCCCAUCGCUGCUACACGGUAAAGCCACAAAUUUGGCCCCUUGCUGCUACACAGUAAAGCCACAAAUUUGGCCCAU